Messenger RNA from Mytilus trossulus (common blue mussel), 2970 nucleotides. Its product is annotated as serpin B6-like. NCBI's taxonomy places the organism in Eukaryota, Metazoa, Mollusca, Bivalvia, Mytilida, Mytilidae. The transcript is spliced from 2 exons. Gene Ontology annotation, molecular function: serine-type endopeptidase inhibitor activity. Bases 169 to 1464 code for a protein of 431 amino acids. The record is from RefSeq and is a predicted model, not a curated record.
UUGAAAGGAAAUAAUUUGAUUUAAUAUUUUGCUAGCAAAGCACCAUUCUUCCUUCCCUUUAUUGUAUAGAAUAGAGUACAAGGAAGAAAUUGAUUAAACAAGGUUGAAUAAGCUGAUUUGCAAAAAAUGGAGAAGGCAGAUCAAUUGUAAGGUUUGAAUAAGUAAUAAAUGAAAAAGAUUACAUCAUACUUCCCAAAGAAAGGUGUGCUGAAAGUGUUACUGUGGUUCCUACUGCUGCUGGAUUUAUUCAUUUUGACCUUUAGUUCUUCAAGUUUAAAUAUGGCCGACAGCAAUUUAAAUAAUGACACAUCUGCAGCAUUAUCCAAGUCCAAUUUACAGUUCACUUUUAAGCUGCACAAAGAGUUAACAAAGGGUAAUUCCAACAAUCUUUUCUUUUCACCGUUCAGUAUAUCUACUGCCCUUGCUAUGACCUUCCUUGGAGCACGAGAGAAAACUGCAGAACAAAUGGCAGACGCAUUGGGAAUAUCAGAUAUGAAAGAUGAGGUUCAUCAAAAUUUCGAAAAGUAUCUGUCUAUUAUUUUGAAGGAAAAUGAAAAUUUUACUCUACAUACAGCUAACAGACUCUUUCCAAACCAUUUAUCCAAAGUUGAGACUGAUUAUAUAAAUAGUUGUAUAAAACACUACCAAGCUGACAUACUUCCAUUAGAUUUUUCUCAAGGUGAGGUUUCUAGGAAAACUAUCAAUGAAUGGGUCAGUAAGAGAACAAAUAACAAGAUUAAGGAUUUGAUUGGUUCUGGAGUUCUAAAACCAGAUGUUUUCAUGGUUCUUGUAAAUGCAAUAUAUUUCAAAGGUAAUUGGGCUAGCCAGUUUGACAAAAAGAAAACUCGUAAAGACCGCUUCCACAUAAACCUCUCAGAACAAGUAGAAGUUGAUAUGAUGUAUCAAAAGAAGAAAUUUUCCUACACAUAUAAUCCACAGCACCUCUGCAGUGUGUUAGAAUUGCCAUAUAAAGGAGACAGCCUCAGUAUGGUAUUCAUCCUGCCAGAUAUGACUGAUGGUUUGUCUGCCAUUGAAGAAGCCAUGAAUCCUGAUUUGUUCAAUGAACUUCAGAGUACUCUCAGAAAUAAUUCAGAUGUUGAAGUUUUUAUACCAAAAUUUAAGUUGGAAACUCAAUUUGAACUGUCAACAAUUUUGUCCAAAUUGGGAAUGCCAGACGCCUUCAACGAAGCAAAGGCAGAUUUUUCUGGGAUGGAUAAAACAAAGAAUGUUUAUAUUUCUAAAGUCAUACACAAGGCUUUUGUAGAAGUGAAUGAAGAAGGAACAGAAGCAGCUGCAGCAACAGGGGUGGUCAUGAUGACGAGAGCUGCCGUCCGUAGGCUUAUAUUUAAGGCUGACAAACCAUUUUUAUUCUUUAUCAAGGACAAGAGAUCUAAUAUUAUUCUGUUUAGUGGUAGAUACAGUGGUCCAGAAGGUAAUGUUGUGAGAGCCAGAGAAGACCUCUAGAAUUCAAGAUUGAUUUAAUUGUCUUGAAUUCAACUGAUUUAAUUGUCUUGGUAUCACUUAUAUAUAAUAUUUAUUUAUUUGAUUAGAUUAUUACAGUUGAUAUGAUCAUGAUAUUCAGAUAUGUUUUUCAUAAGCAAUUUAAUUCUUUUGUUCUUUUUAUACAUGCUGUGAUAAAUUAUUUAUUAUUGACAUUUUAACCCAAAAAAUGUGAAGUUAGAUUACCUUUAAGAGAUUACUGUAUUCAUUUUUAAUGUUUUUAAAACAUCAACUCAGUGGCUGAUCCCCCUUUUUUUUUUGAAGAUCAAUGCAUUUGAAUGGGGACAUAUGGGUAGACCCCUUCCCCCUUUGAAUAUGGCUGGAUCCACCCUUGCAACUGUAGAUUUUAUUGUUUCAAAACUAUUUUAUCAGCAAAAUGUAAUUAUAGCUAUGAAUUCUGAUAUUGAUGCAAACAAAUAUUGAAAUACAACAAUGUCAUCUUAUUUCAAUGUAUAUUUGAAUUUUAAUAAUUGAGAAAAUGAUAUCUAUUUAAGGUUCCUACAUACAAUGCAGAGCCUGUUCAUAAAAAUUGAGCACUAAUAAUAUGUACAUGAUGUAUAAUUAAAUCCUGUCUAAUGUUUUGAAAUCCUGUAUUAUAAUAUUAUGAAAUCCUGUAUAAGUUAUGAAAUUCUGAAGUACACUGAUCAAUCAAAGCAGGAGUAAUAGGGCAAGAGGCCUUGGACACCCUUAAAUGCAUUAUCAAAUAUGAUUUAAAGUCCGAGACAUUUUUUAGACGUCCCAUUCCAAACAUUGCCUAGUUUGCUUGGUUACAUAUGUUAAUGAUGGUUUAUUCCUUUAGUGUAAUAAUAUUAUUACAGGUAGCAUUGUAAUUUAUAGUUUUUAUUCUUCAAACAAUGUUGGUGACAUAUUCAUAUUAUUGAGUUAUUCAUAUAUAUCUUUUACCAUAUAUAUGUACGUCAUGUACCGUAAUUUUGAAAGAGGGUCGUCGAAGCAAAAAUGAUUUUGUGUUAAUUAUAUGAUUUUUUCAAUAAGCCAAAAAUAGGUUUCAUUGCUUUAAUAAUACUAGUUUCUGAAUUAUAGGGUAUUUUAAAUGCUGAAAUGAAAUAAGCAAAGUUUUUGAAUAAUAUCGAAAAUUAUUGAUAGUCAUGUAUUACCAUUUAUGAACACACAUGCACAAUUAUUAGAAUUAAAGAAAAAAGUAUUGCAACAACUAUAAAUGUUUUUUUUUAUAUAGAUUAGACUUGUUUUUUCCAUUUGAAUGGUUUUACACUAGUAAUUUUGGGGCCCUUUAUAGUUUAUUGUUCGGUGUUAGUCCAGGCUCUGUGUUGAAGGCUGUACAUUGACCCAUAAUGGAUUACUUUUAUAAAUUGUUAUUUGGAUGGAGAGUUGUCUCAUUGGCACUCACACCACAUAUUCCUAUAUUUAUGUUAGUUAACAUUCUACAUAGUUUCACUUGGUUGUGUUUCAGAAGAGAGCAAAAUUAUCAUUUCAAUAAAAGAUGGUAUUCUC